Molecule: messenger RNA, 2682 nt
Organism: Lotus japonicus
Lineage: Eukaryota; Viridiplantae; Streptophyta; Magnoliopsida; Fabales; Fabaceae
Product: probable glucuronoxylan glucuronosyltransferase IRX7
Exons: 3
Coding region: 259-1551 (430 amino acids)
Molecular function (GO): glycosyltransferase activity
Source: RefSeq, a predicted model, not a curated record
AAAUUAAAAAUUAAAAAUUAAAAAUACACAACACCCCCACUUGUUGUUGCAAAAACAACGAAGUGCUAGCAAAAAUUCUCACAUUUCCCAUCACUGUUACGUUUCUUCGUCUCCACUUCUUCCCAGCCUCACCAGAACCUGAAAGCACCCCAUCAACUACCUUUCCUUUCACCUGCUUCUGGAUUGUUUCUUCCAUUUUUAAAUGAAAUGGCGGAACAGAGCAAAAGACCCUAAAAAAACAGGGGUUACUAUGUCAGAAUGAAGCUCCUCCACAACAAACAUGGCAGAUUAGAAAAGACCUUCUUCUACAGAUACUACAAAUAUGUCCUAUGGAUUUCUCUCACCCUCUAUUUCUCCUCCUCCUACCUCAUCGGCCACCACCACCGCCAGUACCACCCAAAACCAGACACAACAACCCACGUCUCAAGAGCACUCUCACAAUCAACACCCACCAACGCCACAACCCCAUCACUGAAGAACUUGAAGGUGUUCGUCUACGAUCUUCCACCAAAGUAUAACACGGAUUGGCUUGCGAACGAGAGGUGCAGCACCCACUUGUUUGCUUCAGAAGUUGCCAUUCACAGAGCCCUGUUGACCAGUGAGGUUCGCACCUUUGACCCUUACGACGCUGACUUCUUCUUCGUCCCUGUCUACGUCUCCUGCAACUUCAGCACCAUCAAUGGCUUCCCGGCGAUCGGCCACGCCCGCUCCCUCAUCAGCUCCGCCGUGAAGCUCAUCUCCAACGACUACCCCUUCUGGAACAGAAGCAGAGGCUCCGACCACGUCUUCGUCGCUUCCCACGACUUCGGCUCUUGCUUCCACACCCUGGAGGACGUGGCGAUGGAAGAUGGGGUACCAGAAAUUAUGAAGAACUCAAUCGUGUUACAGACGUUUGGGGUAAAGUACGAUCAUCCAUGCCAGAGGGUGGAGCAUGUGGUGAUUCCGCCGUACAUCUCACCGGAGAGUGUCCGGAGGAAUUUCCCGGCGAACGGACGGCGAGAUAUAUGGGUUUUCUUCCGGGGAAAAAUGGAGGUUCAUCCGAAGAACGUUAGUGGAAGAUUUUACAGCAAGAAAGUGAGGACCAUGAUAUGGCGGAGAUUCAACGGUGACCGGAGGUUUUACCUCCGGAGGCAUAGAUUUGCCGGUUACCAGUCAGAGAUUGCGCGCUCGGUGUUCUGUUUAUGUCCCUUGGGGUGGGCCCCGUGGAGUCCGAGGCUGGUGGAGUCGGUUGCAUUAGGCUGCGUGCCGGUUAUCAUAGCUGAUGGCAUCCGGUUGCCAUUCCCCUCCGCCGUGAGGUGGGCGGAUAUAUCGGUGACGGUGGCGGAGCACGACGUGGGGAAGCUAUCGGAGAUACUGGAACAUGUGGCGGCGACGAACCUGAGUUCCAUUCAGAGGAACCUGUGGGACCCGCGGACGAGGAGGGCUUUGCUAUUCAACAGCGAGGUGCAGGAAGGGGACGCCACGUGGCAGGUGCUGCGAGGGUUGAGUGAAAAGGUGGACAGGUCUUAUAGGAGUUCGAGGGUUUCACGCCAAUUGGAUGUGGACACGUAGCGGGUUUGAAUUGGGCGCCAAGUUGGCAAAAAUAAUAAAUGGUAAUUAGUGGAGUACAGCUGGAAUUUAAGAAUUUUCUUCAGAAAUGGAAUUUUUAGAGGGUCAUGGUGGGGCCCGAUGGAGCUGUUUGGUGGGAUCUUAAAGAUGUUUUUCGAGUAUAUUAAUGGUGACGUGGUUGGAUGAUGUGGCUGGCAUUGAUUGAAUGACCGUACGGUUUGGAAAAGGGUAAUGUCUUUGUGGCAUUGUGGCCUGAUCAAUAUCUUAGGCUUCGUUUGGUUGGAGGGAGGGGAAAAGAAAGGGAAAGAAAACACGGAAAUCGAGGAGUGAACUUGGAUUAAACCUUAGUCUAAAUUUAUUUCUCAAUUUCCGUGUUUUUUUCCCUUUCCCCUUUCUCCUACUAAACAUAGCAUUAAUCUUCAUGCAAGUACAAAUGCAGUGGAAGCUUAGCUAAGCUAAAUUUUGUGAAAUCAUUUUUUUGUGAAAAUAAUAUAAUUCAUGAGGAAUAUACACACAAAUUUCAAAAUUUUGCUAUUUGUUUACUAUUGUAUGGAUUUGUUAACUCGAAAAUGGGGAAAGGCUGUGUCAGUGUGCUGACAAAAGGACUGGAAAAACAGAUAUGAAAAUGGGGAAAUGUGGGAAGUGGUGCAUGGAAGGGAUUUUGUGUAUAGUGGGUGAAAUGAUUAAUGAGAAUGGAGAUGGAUGAAAGAUGCAUGGUGGUGCUAGCUAGUGUGUCAGAAGAUUUAUGAUGGUUGUUUAAUUUGAAUAUUUGCAAGGUAAUGGGGUGUGUGGUCACGGGUACGGUAUGGUUGUCGAAAUCAAUGGACCGAGAAUACAACCAUGGGGUUUGAUGGCAGCACAUAGUUAAUUGAAUAGGGUUAUCUUCACACCUUUCUUUGAGGUGGAAAGAAGUGAAAGGAGGAGAGAGAUAGAAAGAAAAGAAAAAGUAAGAGAGGAAAAAUAUGAAAUGUGAUGGAUGAUAAGAGAAGAGAGAUAGAAAUAAAAAGAGGUGAAAAUGAAGUGUUUAAAAAAUGAGGUGUGUAUAUAUCAUUAUUGUAGUUAAUUUGAUUUACAAAAGCUGGUACAAUUGUUUUUAGUCUAGACACCAAAAUAUAUAAAAAGAGAGAGAAAGAA